Molecule: messenger RNA, 1474 nt
Organism: Vigna unguiculata (cowpea)
Lineage: Eukaryota; Viridiplantae; Streptophyta; Magnoliopsida; Fabales; Fabaceae
Product: metalloendoproteinase 1-like
Biological process (GO): extracellular matrix organization; proteolysis; collagen catabolic process
Cellular component (GO): extracellular matrix
Molecular function (GO): zinc ion binding; metalloendopeptidase activity
Source: RefSeq, a predicted model, not a curated record
GUAUCUGACAAACGUAUUCCAAAUCUUAAGAUUGUUCUUAUUUUUUUUUCAUUGAAACAACAACACACGAUGAACACUCUCCAACAACGUUGCUGUUUCAACUUUCUUCUAACAACGUUCGUAGUAGUUUUUCUCAGCACAACACUUUCACCAGUCUCGGCUCGUUUAUUCCCCAACGUGUCCUCAAUCCCAGAGUGGAACUCCUCCCACGUGCCCCCAGCCGGCGCGUGGAACGCGUAUCUCAACUUCACCGGAUGCAGUCGGGGGAAAGCCUACGACGGCCUUUCUAAUCUCAAAAACUACUUCCAUUACUUCGGCUACAUACCCACCGCGCCGCCGUCCAACUUCACCGACGACUUCGAUGAUGAGCUCGAAGAAGCCAUCAAGACCUACCAGAAGAAUUUCAACCUCAACAUCACCGGCGAGCUGGACGACGCUACGAUGCAGCAAAUCGUGCGCCCAAGGUGUGGCGUGGCCGAUGUCAUCAACGGCACCACAACAAUGAACUCCGGUAAGUCGAACACCAGUUCCACUCCGAAUUUCCACACAGUGGCGCACUACUCGUUCUUCGAUGGCAUGCCACGGUGGCCGGAGGGUACAGAAGAACUCACCUACGCGUUUGACCCUGACAACGGCCUUGGCGACACUGUGAAGGGCGUUUUCAGUAACGCGUUUAAGAGAUGGGCAGAGGUUACCACAAUCUCGUUCAGAGAAGCGUCGUCGUAUGCGGUUGCGGAUAUCAAGAUAGGGUUUUACAGUGGGGAUCACGGGGAUGGUGAACCGUUCGACGGAGUGUUGGGGACGUUGGCGCACGCUUUCUCGCCGACGAACGGGAUGUUCCACCUCGACCAGGCGGAGGACUGGGUGGCCACCGGCGACGUCACCAAGGCCUCCGUGUCGAACGCCGUGGACUUGGAAUCCGUGGCGGUGCACGAGAUAGGCCAUUUGCUCGGCCUCGGACAUUCCUCCAUCGAAGAAGCCAUCAUGUACCCUACGAUUUCGGCGAGAACGAGAAAGGUCGACCUCGCCCAAGAUGAUGUUGAAGGGAUUCAAGUUCUCUACGGUUCCAAUCCUAACUACACCUUCACACCCUCUACCUCUUCGCGCGAGAACGAAUCCAGCGACGGUGUUCGCCACGUGAGGACCACGUGCGGCGUGCUUUUCUCCUCUCUCUUGAUCUUCCUAGGAUUUGUAUCGCUCCUGUGAUUUUUCUCAUGUUAGUUUUGUACAGAGGAGUGCGUUUGUUACACGCACGGACAUACAUACGGAUACUUGUAUAGGGUUUCGUUGUCGUCCGAGUACGUACGGUAUACUUUGUACCAUGAUUCAUUAGCAUUCUUCAUUCUUUUUUUCUUUUGUGAUAGUUUAAUAAAGAAUGAUGAUACACAGAGAGCGUUAAUGAAUCUUUUUUUGAUUCCAAAUAUGUUUUCGGAUUCUACGAGUUAAUGAAUCUAACAUGCGGCGUUGCAUUCUA